GCGCCUUCUGCGGCGGGCGGACCGACUCCUCGGCGCGGCGGGGCCGGGGCAGGCUGGACGCGGCAUGAUGCGCGCAGUGUGGGAGGCGCUGGCGGCGCUGGCGGCGGUGGCGUGCCUGGUGGGCGCGGUGCGCGGCGGGCCCGGGCUCAGCAUGUUCUCCGGCCAGGCGGCGCAGCCCGACCCCUGCUCGGACGAGAACGGCCACCCGCGCCGCUGCAUCCCCGACUUCGUCAACGCGGCCUUCGGCAAGGACGUGCGCGUGUCCAGCACCUGCGGCCGGCCCCCGGCGCGCUACUGCGUGGUGAGCGAGCGCGGCGAGGAGCGGCUGCGCUCCUGCCACCUUUGCAACGCGUCCGACCCCAAGAAGGCGCACCCGCCCGCCUUCCUGACCGACCUCAACAACCCGCACAACCUGACGUGCUGGCAGUCCGAGAACUACCUGCAGUUCCCGCACAACGUCACGCUCACGCUGUCGCUCGGCAAGAAGUUCGAGGUGACCUACGUGAGCCUGCAGUUCUGCUCGCCGCGGCCCGAGUCCAUGGCCAUCUACAAGUCCAUGGACUACGGGCGCACGUGGGUGCCCUUCCAGUUCUACUCCACGCAGUGCCGCAAGAUGUACAACCGGCCGCACCGCGCGCCCAUCACCAAGCAGAACGAGCAGGAGGCCGUGUGCACCGACUCGCACACCGACAUGCGCCCGCUCUCCGGCGGCCUCAUCGCCUUCAGCACGCUGGACGGGCGGCCCUCGGCGCACGACUUCGACAACUCGCCGGUGCUCCAGGACUGGGUCACGGCCACCGACAUCCGCGUGGCCUUCAGCCGCCUGCACACGUUCGGCGACGAGAACGAGGACGACUCGGAGCUGGCGCGCGACUCGUACUUCUACGCCGUGUCCGACCUGCAGGUGGGCGGCCGCUGCAAGUGCAACGGCCACGCGGCCCGCUGCGUGCGCGACCGCGACGACAGCCUGGUGUGCGACUGCAGGCACAACACGGCCGGCCCGGAAUGCGACCGCUGCAAGCCGUUCCACUACGACCGGCCCUGGCAGCGCGCCACGGCCCGCGAGGCCAACGAGUGCGUGGCCUGUAACUGUAACCUGCACGCCCGGCGCUGCCGCUUCAACACGGAGCUGUACAAGCUGUCGGGGCGCAAGAGCGGGGGCGUCUGCCUCAACUGUCGCCACAACACCGCCGGCCGCCACUGCCACUACUGCAAGGAGGGCUACUACCGCGACAUGGGCAAGCCCGUCACCCACCGGAAGGCCUGCAAAGCCUGUGAUUGCCACCCCGUGGGUGCUGCUGGCAAGACCUGCAACCAGACCACCGGCCAGUGUCCCUGCAAGGACGGCGUGACCGGCAUUACCUGCAACCGUUGUGCCAAAGGCUACCAGCAGAGCCGCUCCCCCAUCGCCCCCUGCAUAAAGAUCCCCGUGGCACCCCCGACCACCGCAGCCAGCAGCGUGGAGGAACCGGAAGACUGCGAUUCCUACUGCAAGGCCUCGAAAGGGAAGCUGAAGAUUAACAUGAAAAAGUACUGCAGGAAGGACUAUGCGGUCCAGAUCCACAUCCUGAAGGCGGAUAAAGCGGGGGACUGGUGGAAGUUCACGGUGAACAUCAUCUCCGUGUACAAGCAGGGCACGAGCCGCAUCCGCCGCGGUGACCAGAGCCUGUGGAUCCGCUCGCGGGACAUCGCCUGCAAGUGUCCCAAAAUCAAGCCCCUCAAGAAGUACCUGCUCCUGGGCAACGCGGAGGACUCGCCCGACCAGAGCGGCAUCGUGGCGGACAAGAGCAGCCUGGUGAUCCAAUGGCGGGACACGUGGGCGCGGCGGCUGCGCAAGUUCCAGCAGCGCGAGAAGAAGGGCAAGUGCAAGAAGGCCUAGCGCGGAGGCAGCGGCGC
Molecule: messenger RNA, 1896 nt
Organism: Herpailurus yagouaroundi (jaguarundi)
Lineage: Eukaryota; Metazoa; Chordata; Mammalia; Carnivora; Felidae
Gene: NTN1
Product: netrin 1
Exons: 6
Coding region: 65-1879 (604 amino acids)
Biological process (GO): dendrite development; animal organ morphogenesis; motor neuron axon guidance
Cellular component (GO): basement membrane
Molecular function (GO): protein binding
Source: RefSeq, a predicted model, not a curated record